AUGAUUAGCAAUCCUGCUGAGGAAAUUCCUCCGUCCGACAAUGUUUUUGAAUACAUAGUGUUUCGGGGUUCUGAUGUGAAGGAUUUGCACGUUUGCGAAGCCCCAGCUCAGCAACAGUCAAUGCCACCUCAAGUCCCUAAUGAUCCUGCUAUUCUUGGGCAUUGGUUUGUCUUGUCAAUGUUGGAUCCUAUUUGUCAUGCAAAAGAAAAAAGAUCGCGUUUUAAUGAUGAAAUUCUGGAUACUACUGCUCCACGACCUCCAAAUUUUCAAAGCUUUGCCCCACCACCACCAUUAGGUGUACAACCACCUCCUAACUUUCCUGGUGCUUCUUUGAAUCCUUUUUAUCUUCAACAGGUUGCUUCUUUUCAGCAACAACAACAGUUUUGGCAGCAACCACAAGUUCCACAACCACAACAGCUUAACAAUAUCACCGAAAGUCUUGCGAAAGAAGCUGAACAGCCAAAGUCACAGCAACAGAAAGAGCAUGGUACACCGGACAAAGUAGAAGACCAUAAAACGGAAAAGAAGACUUCAGUGACCAAAAAUUUCGUCAAGACGGGAAGUAGUUCCCGAUCAUCGGCACAAACAACAAACGUUAGGAAUGAAAGUGCAAUAGAAGCGCCAUCAACGGCCAUGGCCGUGGAGAACUUGGCCAAAAAAGUCAGCGAAUUAAGUAUUACCACGAGAGAGGUUAAUGGAGAAAGAGUUAUGGGCAACAAUCGUUCUGUAUCAAGCAAUAACCGACUUCCUGGAAUGGGAGGCCAUCUUGUACAACAAAAUCGCAGAGGUCGUGGCAGUAGAAGAAACUAUAAUCAAAGUUAUGAUCGUAAUAGAAUUCCCGUUCCGCAAUCAGAUUUUGAUUUUGAAUCGUCAAAUGCCAAGUUCAACAAAGACGAACUUGUCAAAGAGGUUGUUAAGAAAAUUAUUCCUAACCAUGAUCUUAAAGAAGAAAAUUGCGCAGAUGGCCUCGAACUUGGCCCAGAAGAGGAGGAAGAGGAAGUUUUGAUACCACCUGCUGAGACUUAUUAUGAUAAGGCUAAAUCAUUCUUUGAUAACAUUUCUUGUGAAACAAAAGAACGGUUGGAACAGCAAGGACCUGAUGGCCGGUUAGCUUUUUUUUUAAAGAAAAUUUACUCAAAACAUAUAUAUGCAUUUGAUAAUUAUGCCUAUUUAUUAAUUGUUAAUAGAGGAUUGUCUGUGGCUGAGCGAAGACAGAAACAAUCCGAAGAAAGACGUCUGAAUCUUGAAACUUUUGGGCAAGUCUCGAUCGACGUCGUGGUUAUAGGGGAAGCCGAGGUGGAUAUCGUGGCGGCCGUGGAAUCCGUGGAGGGUACUCUAACAACUAUCGGGGGAAUAAUUUCAGGGUAUAUUCAGCAACAACAAUCAUGA
This is a messenger RNA of Racocetra fulgida, 1389 nucleotides long. Lineage: Eukaryota; Fungi; Glomeromycota; Glomeromycetes; Diversisporales; Gigasporaceae. The record is from the annotation of a GenBank genome assembly.